AGCUCUCAAAUCGGAGGGUAAAUAUGUGGCCGUGCCUAGCCUAGCUCGGCCACUGUUGACAUCCCCCCCACACCACCUCCUCACUGGACGGACGGAGUGCGUUUGCUCCAUCGGUUCAGAUGGACAUGGUCCUCUCAUCAUCACUUGAGUACUGGUUCAUUCCAGUCGCUGGCAGCAAGCUCAGCCUGAAAGAAGGUCACUGAGGGUCCUCACAAACCCAGGAGAAGUUCAGAGGGAAGGCAGCAGCUGUGGCACAGAGGGGGAGGAGAGGCAAACACACACGCGAGAGACACACACAUACGAGCUCCAGGUCCCGCGACGCGGAGAGACACUCUCACUCUCACUCUCACUCCACAGGCACUCAACACCCAAGAGUGAAGGACCGACAAAGAGAGAGGUGAGAGAGAGAGUGAGAGGUAGAGGGAGAGAGAGGGAGAGAGAGAGAGAGAGAGAGAGGUAGAGGGAGAGUGGAGGCGCAGCGGGCUCAGCGCAGGCACCCUGGGCGCCUGGGUAGAUAAAGAGUGGCGAGGGGUGGGUGGGGGGUGGGCGCGCACGCUCCGCUCGCUCCCUCAGCGGCUGCUCUCCUCUCCGGCUGCGACCCCGACCGCCUCCCGGCCCCCACCUCCACGUCCUCCUCCCGCCGCCGCCGCCAGCAACACCUCCUCUUCCUCCUGUGCCGCCGCCGCUGCUGCUGCUGCUGCCGCCGCCGCCCCCCAUUCGCUCCCGGCCUCUCAGUGGUGCGCCACCACCGACACCACCUCCGCCACCACCGGCAGCAGCAGCGGGAUGAUGGACGACAAACGCGACGAGGAGCCGCGCGAGCGCCUGGAGCCGCUCUCCGACGCCGAGCUGGCCAUCGUCCAGGACACCUGGGGACGCGUCUACGAGAACUGCGAGGACGUGGGGGUCACCAUCCUCAUCAGGUUCUUUGUGAACUUCCCCUCGGCCAAGCAGUACUUCAGCCAGUUCCAGGACAUGGACGACCCUGAGGAGAUGGAGAAGAGCAGCCAGCUGCGACAGCACGCGCGGCGCGUCAUGAACGCCAUCAACACCGUGGUGGAGAACCUCAACGACCCGGACAAGGUGUCCUCUGUCCUGAACAUCGUGGGCAAGGCGCACGCGCUGAAACACAAGGUGGAGCCGGUGUACUUCAAGAUCUUGAGCGGUGUGAUCCUGGAGGUGCUGGCCGAGGACUUUGGCGAGUGCUUCACCGCGGAGGUGGCCCGAGCCUGGACCAAACUAAUGGGGGCGCUGUACUGGCACGUGACCGGGGCCUACGCCGAGGUGGGCUGGGUCAAGGUGUCCAGCUCUGCGGUGUGAGCGAGCGAACACUGCUGGGAUCUGAUUGGAUGGGCCUGACCAAUAAGAAGAGGAA
Clupea harengus (Atlantic herring) is the source of this 1375-nucleotide messenger RNA. It is a transcript of the gene cygb2, whose product is annotated as cytoglobin 2. Gene Ontology annotation, biological process: oxygen transport. The record is from RefSeq and is a predicted model, not a curated record. NCBI's taxonomy places the organism in Eukaryota, Metazoa, Chordata, Actinopteri, Clupeiformes, Clupeidae. Gene Ontology annotation, molecular function: oxygen binding; heme binding; oxidoreductase activity.